Messenger RNA from Lactuca saligna, 315 nucleotides. Lineage: Eukaryota; Viridiplantae; Streptophyta; Magnoliopsida; Asterales; Asteraceae. The record is from the annotation of a GenBank genome assembly.
AUGCAGAAUGCUUUAGUUGCCGAAGUUGCUUUACAAACUCAACACAUAGCCGACUCCAGUAGUGAUCCGAACUCCAUUGAUUGGAUAGCCUUAUUUGAGAUGGUUUUAGGUGCCUCCGUAGCGGGUACACAUGCUCCCUCCCAGUGGCAGUCACAGUUACAAACACCGCAACCAACACGAGAUGCGGAUGUUAACACUUUUCUCCAAAACCUGGUGUUUGUGACAUCAAUUGGAGAUAUUAUCUGUUCAUUUAGCAAGCAAGUCGACAAUGCAACCAACAAUGAUGAGGAAAAUGACCAUGGGGAAGACGAUUAG